ACAAAAUACAAAUAAUUGCUUUGUUUAAUACAUUGUGGCGAUUAUUGCGCCUACUCAUAAUUAGAUUAUAUGUCUCAAAUUAAUCGUAUUUUUAACAGUUGGUAUGUCAUCAUCUUAAAUUUUUAAUCAAUAUAAUACUUCUUUAGUGAAGCUUUAAACAUGAAAAUGAAUAUGAGACCGUAACUACUUGCGGUGCUCAGGAAAAAGACGCUGAAGACUUGUCCGGGGAAACGAAAUGCAUGCAUUGCACGCACGCAUCCAUGACAGGAGCCACAGGUUUCCCUAUAAAUACCGGCCAAGAGGAGAAGCAGCAGAGCACAACACUCUCAGAGUCACAAGCUGAAGCACACGUACACCUAAGAACGAGAGCUGGAUCGCACACUCGCCCGCACCUUUACACGUACGCACGCAGUGCACCACUUCCUACCUGACACAUCCAACAAUCGUCGUCGUCACACAACAGUACGUACUCUGACGGAGCUAGCAGUGAUGAGCAGUUGGCCGGCGAUGGCGGCAGCAGCAGGUUGGACUCGGAUCAGGUUCCUGCUGGACGCGGCGGCGCGCGGCGUGCAGGAGCACGCGCGCCUGUCGGACCUGGCCGUGGCCGCGGCGGUGCUCUUCGCGUGCAGCGCGGCCCUGGCGCGGCUCCGGGCCCGUGGAGGCCCCAUGGUGUGGCCGGUCCUGGGCAUCAUCCCGACGCUCUUCGCGCACCUGGACGACAUCUACGACUGGGGCGCCGGGGCGCUGGCCCGGUCCGGCGGCACGUUCCCGUACCGCGGCAUGUGGGGCGGGGGCUCCUCGGGCGUCAUCACCUCCGUACCCGCCAACGUCGAGCACGUCCUCAAGACCAACUUCGCCAACUACCCCAAGGGCCCCUACUACCGCGAGCGGUUCGUGGAGCUCCUGGGCGACGGCAUCUUCAACGCCGACGGCGACGCCUGGCGCGCCCAGCGCCGGGCCGCCACGGCCGAGAUGCACUCGGCCCAGUUCCUCGACUUCUCGGCCCGGACCAUCCAGGAGCUUGUGCACGGCCGCCUCAUGCCGCUGCUCCACCGCCUCAGCUGCCAAGGUGGCGUCGUGGACCUCCAGGAGGUUCUGCUACGCUUCACCUUCGACAACAUCUGCGCCGCGGCGUUCGGGACGGACGCCGGCUGCCUGGCCGAGGGGCUCCCCGACGUGCCGUUCGCCCGGGCCUUCGAGCGCGCCACGGAGCUCUCGCUCUCGCGGUUCGUCACGCCGCCUUUCAUAUGGAAGGCCAAGCGCGCGCUCCGCGUGGGCGGGGAGCGCGCGCUCGUGGACGCCGCGGGCUCCGUGCGGGACUUCGCGGAGAAAACCGUCUCCGAGCGCCGCACGGAGCUCCGCAAGCUCGGGUCGCUCCACGGCCGCAGCGACCUCCUCUCCCGCCUCCUCAUGUACGAGGACCAGUCCUGCUCGGACGAGUUCCUCCGGGACUUCUGCAUCAGCUUCAUCCUGGCCGGCCGCGACACCAGCUCCGUCGCCCUCGUCUGGUUCUUCUACCUCCUCACGCUCCACCCGGACGUCGAGUCCCGCGUCCUCGCCGACAUACGCGCCGCAAAUAAGGGGGACAACAACACCAACGACAUGCACUACCUCCACGCGGCGCUGACGGAGUCCAUGCGGCUGUACCCGCCGGUGCCGGUGGACUUCAAGGAGGCGCUCCAGGACGACGUGCUCCCGGACGGCACCUACGUGCGCGCGCGGCAGCGGGUGAUCUACAACGCGUACGCCAUCGGCCGUGACCCCGGCGCCUGGGGCCACGACUGCCUGGAGUUCAGGCCCGAGCGGUGGCUCAACAAGCGCGGGGCAUUCGCGGGCCGCGCCGAGAGCGCCUUCAAGUACGUCGUGUUCAACGCCGGGCCGAGGCUCUGCGUCGGGAAACGGUUCGCGUACACGCAGAUGAAGACGCUGGCGGCGGCCGUGCUGGGGGCGUUCUCCCUGGAGGUGGUGCCCGGGCAGGUGGUCAAGCCCAAGCUCAACACCACGCUCUACAUGAAGAACGGGCUCAUGGUGAGGUUCGGGAGGAGGCAGCCGGAGCAGCAGAACGUCCACUACAGCACGACUGUGGCUGCUGCUGCUGAAGAAUGAUGGAAAAGAUCACCACGGCCCCUGCUUCGACCAAAACCAAAAGUACACUUGAAAGGAAUGUGCUACAAGAUCUCUGAAUGUUAGGUUUCAGUUACCGUGCAAACAAGGGGAUCAAGACGCGCGAGACAAGUGCUAUAUAUUGCCUGUGCUUUAUGUAUCUCUGUUUCUGGGCUGUCUGUGUGCUUUUCGUGCUUCCCCUCUAAUAGUAUGUACCUAAGUGCAUGUAAAAGAUUAGUCUGUACCUACGUGCAUGUGUAAAAGAUUAAAAAUAUCCGAUAUCCAAUUGUAUACUGCAAUAUAGGUUUAUCCGCUGCGAUGGCGCAAUCACGGUGAAAGAAGUUCGACCAA
Brachypodium distachyon (stiff brome) is the source of this 2454-nucleotide messenger RNA. RefSeq names its product cytochrome P450 86B1. The transcript has 2 exons. The record is from RefSeq and is a predicted model, not a curated record. The coding region runs from base 490 to 2106 and encodes 538 amino acids. Lineage: Eukaryota; Viridiplantae; Streptophyta; Magnoliopsida; Poales; Poaceae. Gene Ontology annotation, molecular function: heme binding; oxidoreductase activity, acting on paired donors, with incorporation or reduction of molecular oxygen; monooxygenase activity.